Messenger RNA from Ostertagia ostertagi, 333 nucleotides. NCBI's taxonomy places the organism in Eukaryota, Metazoa, Nematoda, Chromadorea, Rhabditida, Trichostrongylidae. The record is from the annotation of a GenBank genome assembly.
AUGGUACCAGCUGUAACAGAUGGAGAUCUGGAGCUGCUCCUGGUACAGGUGAUAUGGCGUCAUGGAGAUCGAGGGCCUACGAAAACGUUUCCGAACGAUCCAAUCCAGGAGCACGACUGGACAUUCGGUGGAGGAGGUUUUGGACAACUUUCACCUAUCUACGUUCGCUCAACCGACAGAAAUCGAACGAUAAUUUCGGCUAUGGCCAAUAUUCUUGGUAUGUACGGUCCGAACGACGGCGAGGCUAGGCCCAAUAUAGAUUACCCAGCUGACGAUGGAUGGCCAAAGGGUUUUGUCCCGAUAGCCAUUCACGUGGUUGAUGGUAAUGACUAU